Molecule: messenger RNA, 5484 nt
Organism: Symbiodinium necroappetens
Lineage: Eukaryota; Dinophyceae; Suessiales; Symbiodiniaceae
Source: the annotation of a GenBank genome assembly
AUGCGUAACGUCAAUGUUGUGGAGCGGGCCAGUGUCGGCCGCUGCUUGGAAGCAUCGGAACCAAUCUCCACUGGCGAGAUCUUGCUCGUCGAGGAGCCGCUGUUUGUGUCUGCGUGGGGUGAAGAGCUGAAGCGGCUGGCAGCGGAGCUGUUCAAAACACUUUCAACGCCGUUGGAGCUUCCACUCGUCACUCAGCUCUUCAUCACGGUUUUGGGGGAGAUAGUGAGGGGAUCCAGAGCUGCUGUCCUCUCACGGCUGUCGCAACUUCGGGGCCAUCCAGAGCAGUGGUGCCAGACCGUGGGCAAUCUCCAUGCAGCACUGAGGGAAGAAUUCGGCAGUAAGUUGGACCUUUCUGAACUUCUGGACCUUUAUUCCAAGCUUGCUGCAAAUGCACAUGAAACAGACGACAAGCGUGCAGCAGUUUAUUCCAUCGGAAGCCUGGCUGAGCACAGCUGCAGGCCAUCUGCUUUCAAGUGUGUGCUUGCAAAGAGACAUACUUUGGUGAUCCGAGCACUGUCCGACCUGGCGACAGGAGACAUUGUAUCACUGGCCUACAUUCCCGAGUACUUUCCUACGUGGCACCGCCAGGAGCUCCUCCAGCGGAGUUUCAACUUUCACUGUGGCUGCCAAAGGUGCACGGAGGAAGAACCAGAGGUGGUAUGUGCUUUCCUUUGCCCAGACUGCGCUUCCCCAUGCUGUCCUCCGCGGCCAUGCCGAUCUCCGGGCGACUUUGAUAUGCUGCUCUGCGAAGAGUGCGGGUUUCGAGUCGAAGAUGAGCAGCUCCAAGCUUUCCGAGAAGCAGAGCGUUGUGAGCGGCUUUGCAACGAUUGCACCCCCUACCUGCAUCCCUAUCAUUUCAGGAUCUUUCACAUGUACCUGGGCAACCUGCAGCUCGUUUCACCAGAACAGCGCCUUGACAUUCUGGAGCAGCUGGAAGAUGCCCACGGCCGCCUUGGCAAUCGCGUCCAUCCCCUUCAUGCCAAGUUCGAGGAGCUGAAAGCCCGCUGCUGGCAUCUCCAGGACGACAGCUCUGCGACUGCCACCGCCUACGAGCGAGCUGCCGAGCUUUAUGCCCUCACGCACGGCACGGAGGCGGAAGAGUGCCGGCGCUGCGCCGCAGCGGCGGCUGCGAUUCAAAGAGAAACGGAGGGAGGUAUCCAUCAGUGGGAAGGCAAGGGAUCUGUGGACUCACAGUCUGUGGAGAGUAACGUCGUGGGACUGGAGCGUAAGGCUCACGAUUCAGGUAUGCUAUGGAAUGCGUUCUUGUUGAGCGCAUUGAACUUCUUCGUGGACAUUGAGAAGACGCUGGGCUUUCAAUCUGUCUCCGCAAGCCCCUCAUUUGCUUUGCUGAGACACUUGGUUGCUUUGCAAGGGGCUCUGGUUCUGGUGUCGAAAGGCUUCUUGGGAGGCAUUUCAGAAUGCUUAUGGGUGCACUUCCAACAAGUCGAUCACAAAGAGUCGAUGGGAACGAGGCUGCAGCAACUCAAGAACCUCAAGCGCCAAGUGACCGGGACCCAGGCCACAGGAGAUGCCGUCCCAGCCUUCAUCUCGCUUCUGAGCUGCAAUGUGGCCCGUCACGGGGCCACGAUCAUUGAGGCUGUGGCCUCCAUGCUUCGGGUGCAGAACGCUGCGGUGGCAGCUUUUCAAGAGGUUGACAUCAACAGGGACACUGCUCCCGGCUUUGCAGUGGCAUGGCGGCGUCAGGGUUUCCGAACUGUUCUUGGGCCCGCGGACCGCCGAAAUCGACACAGGGUUGCAUUGAUCUCGUGCCUUCCAAUGCAGCCAGUUCAGAUUGAGAUGGAAGUUGCACGGGAUCGGGUCGCUGCCGGCCUGGUCUCCAUGCCCUUGGGAGACAGAACUGUCGCGGUUCUCGUUGUCUCCUUUUAUGGUUAUCCCUGGGACUUGCCCCGCACCAACACUGCCUUUAGCACCUUGAUGCGGGAAAUUUCGGUGUUUGGCGGCCCUUUCGUCAUUUUGGGGGAUUUCAACUGUACCCAAACCGAGGGUGUUAUUGCCACCUCCCUCUGCUCACGUGCUGUGAGGGCUGCUGAUGAGGCUUACUCGUUUGAGCCGCCGCACACUAACCCCUCCAACACGCGCCGCAUCGACUUUGGGCUGACUCACCUGGACUUGGUGGCAACGGCUGGGCACACCUUUCGCCAACCUGAGAUUUCUGACCAUGGGAUCAUUCGAGUUGACUUCGGGGGUGAUAGUUUUCAGUCCUCUUGGCAGCGGCCUCGCUUUCACAGCUUCGCUGGUCCCAGGCCUGAGACGGCUCCCUCUUUGGAGUUUCCACAAUCUGAGCUGGACGACUUGCUCAGGCAUGCCAGUUUGGACGAAGCUUGGACUUUGCUUUCCGACUGGGCCGAGGAUUACCUUGACAUUGGCCGUGCCUCUCAACGCAGAAGCCAGCCGUGGCGACCGGAGACACGGGAGCUCCCCUGCGGAGCACCGACACGCGAUGGCCACGAACCCCGGCCUCUUCGUGCCUUACGGCAUCUGGCGCGCCGCCUGCAGCAGCUUGUGCAGGAGCCCUGGAACACUGCACUCUGCCAGCGCCUGACCAAGUCGCUGGGCCAUGCUCGGGCUCAGGUACCAGACCUCCCUUGCGUUGACCCGGCUUCUCCAGCACAGGCCCUGCCGUCAAUCAACGAGAUGAUUGAGUCGCACCGGGCCGCCCAUCGUGACACCUGCUUGAGUAAGUGGCGCGAAAAGAUCCAGGAGUCGCCGACCCGAGCCAUCAACUGGAUCAAGCGUCGGGCUGACCUUGAUAUGGAGCUGCAGCAGCCUCCUCCGUUGGGAGCUGCCAUGCAGGGUACAGUGCAUCCUGCCCAACGGGUGCAGGAGCAAGGGGAGAUCUGGAUUCGGCGGUGGCAAACCCCCUCUACUGAGGCUGAUCUGCCCGCUUACCGUCGCCUGCUGCAAAACCUGCCUCAGCACACCCCGGCCACUCUGGACUUGGUCCCCACGGUGCAGGAGCUCAAGGGGGCAAUGGGCAAGAUGAAAUCUAAAGCACCUGGGGCUGAUGCCUGGCAGGCCAGCAUGUUUCUGGCGCUUCCCCCAGCCUGGUGGACUGGUUUUCAGAAGCUUUGGGCCGCCGUGGUCACGACGGGGCGAGUGCCGAGCAUUUGGCGCCGGUCUUUGAUUGUUUUGUUGUCGAAGCGCAACAACACUACGCGACCUGUGGCCUUGUUGCCAAUGGCAUGGCGGGCGGGAUCUCGGGUCCUUGCCAGGCGGCUGCAGAGCUGGGUCCUUCAGUGGAACGACCAUCGUGCUUGUGGGGCUGCUCCGGGUAAGAGUGUGGCCGACGUUCAUGCCCGUAUCCUGCAGGCCUGGAAUUUGGGCACUCGGGCUUUCAUUCAACAAGAUCUUAGUGCUUUCUUCGACUCGUUGAGUGUGCCAGUGAUCACUGAAACGUUGCGCCACCUUGGGGCACCGGAAACCUUGACUCAGCUCGUUUCCAACUUUUACGCUCAGCAGCUUCGCCUGUUUGUGGUGGAAAGCCACACCACCCCCUUUUGGAGGCCGGCUCACGUAGGGUUGCUCCAGGGCUGCCCGUUAAGCCCGGUCCUCAGCCUUUGUGUAGGACACCUCUGGACUCAACAUGUGUCUUCUCGGCAAGUGGAAACGGGCAUUUUCGUUGAUGACAGAGUGCUGUGGAUGCCUGAUGAAGGCAGGUCAUCUGCGCAGACAGCGCAGCAGGCCUUGCAGCGCAGUGAUGAGUUCGACAAGGCUGCUGGCCUGACUUGUUCCCGUCCCAAGUGUCAUUUGGUGACCGAGGACCCAAAUAGCCCUUGGAGAUCUGUGGCACACGAGCGCGGUUACACCGUGGUGUCGAGCCUUCAGUUUCUUGGCAUCGACCUCUCCCUGGCGACUGGCACUGCUCGCCCUCUGAAGCUUUGUUUGGCCAAAUUGCGUGCAAGGCUCAGGCAUGCCACCAACCCUGCUUUUAGCCUUGGGGCGAAGUUUCAGGUCAUCAGAUCCUUGAUUUUCCCAGCCCUGUUCUGGGCGGCGGGUGUUGCUCUGCCUGAGCAGGAGGAGCUGUGUGCAAUCAGGCUCUCUGUGAGCCAUGCCCUCCAAGCCGUGCUGACCUUCGAAGCACCUCGGGUGCUCACCGGCCAGGUGCUCGGCUGGUCUUCGGACCCUUUCUGGAUGGCUGAUUGGGCUUCUUUGUCUGCCUUAGCCCGCUCGUUGAUCCGUCCCCCUGAUGGGUCGGAAAAGGACAUGCUUAGCUCGCUGCGAGUCGCCCGGACCGCGGGAGUUCCUGCUGCCAUCCAGACGCUGCAGCGCUUGGGCUGGCAACUAGACGUUGCAAACCGUUGCCUUCUGCGCCGAGACGAUCGGGGCACGUUGCGGGCCUUUCGCUUCGGGGAAGACUCCAUGCAGGCCCUUCGCUGGUGGCUCACAGAGCAUCAUGUGCAGGAGGCAACAAGGACCUGUGGUCGCGUUGCCAGGCGAAUGCAUCGGGAUGACCCCACCCUUGCGGUGGGCUUGGACCUUCCCCCUCCGGGGGCUGACCUCAGGUUUGCCUUUUUGGGUCACGGCCUUGAGUAUAAGACUGCUGCCUCGUCUAACGCGAAGAGAGCUUGCCUUGUGACGGGGGGCACUGCAUGGCACUUUGGGCGCAGAACUGGCGGCACUCAAAAUGCCUGCCUUUGUGGUCGCACCUGGCCGUCCCGAUCUCAUUUGCUCUGGACUUGCCCUGAACUCCACGAGAUUCGGGCAAAUCUCGCCCCGCCGAUAAAUCGGGUUGAAGAAAGACUCUUAGGGUGUCCACUCUCGGAGUAUCCGGCUCCGCCUCAGGAGGUGGUCCCUUGUCGAGGGCCCCUGGUGCAACUGUUUGAGGCAGCCGCCGAUGCCUGCAUCGAGGAGAUGACGCUGGCCACUGACGGCUCCAGCCUGGAGGGCAUUGGAAGCUUUGGCAUUGCUUGCGAUCGGCCUCGGGCCCGGAUUGCAGGUGCCGACACCUGCGAAGAUCAAGCACCAUUUAGAAUGGAAUUGAAAGCUUUGGAGGAGCUGUUGGCCGCUUUGCUGGCGACGCCGCGGCCCCCGCGACGAGUCUGGAUCCUGGUUGAUUGCCAAUCCGCGAUCCGAGCCCUAUGCUGCCCGAGUCAGUGCUCUCUCAGGCUUUUGGCGGCUAAGGCUUUUCAGUCUGGUCAUGAUUUGCGCCGUCGAGGCGUUGACUGGUCGAUGGUGUGGAUUCCGAGCCAUGGAAAAGGACCCUCGUGGUCCGCUCCCGCAGGAGUGCCUGCGACGACGGAGGAGUGCAGACGGCUGAAUGCUGCGGCUGACACGGAGGCGAACACGCUUUGCAAGCGGCGGCAUCGCACCUCGCUCAGGGCAGACUGGCAACUGGAGGCUGCUCGUGCAACUGCUGUGGAGAGAGCUAGGGUCAAGGCGUUGACACAAGCCUCUGCGAGUUUGGAAAGUCAUUUGUGUACAGCCAGGGCUCGCGUCCCUGGAGUUGUGUAUGACGAUGUAUAG